Messenger RNA from Capsicum annuum, 756 nucleotides. RefSeq lists its product as uncharacterized. The transcript has 3 exons. The record is from RefSeq and is a predicted model, not a curated record. Lineage: Eukaryota; Viridiplantae; Streptophyta; Magnoliopsida; Solanales; Solanaceae. Bases 170 to 442 code for a protein of 90 amino acids.
ACAUAAUUUUUAGCAAAUUAAAUGUAAGCCCAAUAAGGAAUUAGUGGCACAUCGGGCCUUGUGGAUCUGCCAAUAAGAUCGUCAAGUCUACAACAGAGUUUUAUCCACAUUUCAGCCUCGUCGAUUUUCUGAAUCAAACACCAGCAAAAGGAAAAAGGAAAAAAAGGGGAUGGGAUUCAUAAUGGAAUUUGCGGAGAACUUGAUAUUAAGAUUAAUGGAGGAUCCAAUGGAGAGGGAUAGGAAGUUUAGGGAACAUGUGUAUGCAACGAAGGAGAGGACCAAAAAAACAUUGGAGAUGUGGAGCUAUCCAAUUCGUCCUUAUGGUUUCUGGACAUUUGAUAGGCAUAAUGCUCAGUUAUUUUGGGACCCUCAAAUCAGCCAAGCCCCUGGCCGCCGUGAUCCCUAUGAUGACCUCCUUAACGAUGGUUCCUCCUCCUCCUAAGUGUAGGCAGAAGAGGCUACCAAAGAAGGUUGAGGUUUUUCUACACCAGUCGCUGAUGUAAUAUCUCAUUUCUAUGAAUAUUAUGGCUGGCUAGGGGAUGGAAUAAUUUGUAUGAAUAUUUGUGCUUCAUCUAUGCAGAAACGAAACCUUUUGUAAUAAGGCUUUUGGCAGUUUAUGGUUUUGAACCCAAGUUUGAAGAACCCAAUGUCUCUCUGUGCUGUAUGUCUGUACAGCAUAGGUUGUGUGAUGUAGAAAAUAACUGAAAGAUACUUGUCCUUCAUUAAAUCGUUUAUCAGAACUUAUAGUACAGAUCA